UGGCCACCUGCCCGGUAACUUGUGGUUGGUUGUUGCUCUCGGGUCGCUCCCAGGCGGGGACACGGAACCCGACCAUGGAAGAUCCGUCGGGGACUCGUGACCCCCGGGCCACCCCAAGAGAGCGAGGCCCGGAGAGGAAACUCCCGUCAAAGCCGGACGCGGGACCGACCCCUGGAGCCGACCUGGGACGCAGCCCCGCCCCCCUGGCCCGCGCCUUGGGAAACCCCGGAGCCGCCGCCGGAGAGGAAGGAGGACUUCGGGCGCCGCGGCCGGGAAAGUGAACUCCCUUCAGGGAGAUACCUGCCCUCAAACCCCAGGCCUGGACGAGAGGAAGUGGAAUAUUACCAGUCAGAGACUGAAGGACUCCUGGAGUGCCAUAAAUGCAGAUACUUGUGCUCCGGAAGAGGUGUGGUGCAGAUAGUGGAGGUGAUACUGAAUGGGAUGGUCCUCAUGUGUAUCGUGGCCUCCUACUUUGUCCUAGCUGGAUUCAGUGCCAGCUUCUCCAGCGGCGGUGGCUUUGGGAACAACUAUUACUCACCAUUCGAGGGCACUGAGCUGGAGCAGGUCCGGCGGCUGGACCAGCAGUACUCAGUCCUCCGGGCGCCCCUCAUAUAUGGUGGUGUGGCCGUUUCUCUGGGGCUGGGCGUCCUUACUAUGGGCAUUUUACUCCAGGGAGCCAAGAGUCUCACCAAACUGCCGGGCAAGUGGCUCCUGGUGGAGGCGGCCUUCAGCCUCCUAGCGGCAGUGGGCUACUGUGUAGGCCUCGGCAUCUACCUGCACGUGGCCCUGCAGAUCAAUGCCACAGACACCUGCAAAACCAGAGAGCGGCUCUAUGCCCGGAAGGGACUCACCUGGAUGAACUGCCAGCUGGCCGGCACCGACGGCGCAGCGGCCACCUUCGCCUGCCUCCUGGUGGUCAUGUAUGGAGUCAGCGUGGUGCUGGCCCUGCGCAGCUACCGGGAACAGAAGCACUACAGGGAUGGCCGAGAGCAGCCCAGAAACUACAGCGAUGCCCCCCAGUACGUGUGGUCUGGAACUCUCUGAGGACACCCACUUCUGGGACCUAAGUGUCAAACCACCUCCACUGUUUCUCUCAACAAAAUGGGUCCUUUAAAGCUG
Messenger RNA from Tupaia belangeri chinensis (Chinese tree shrew), 1119 nucleotides. It is a transcript of the gene MARVELD3, whose product is annotated as MARVEL domain containing 3. Gene Ontology annotation, cellular component: membrane. Gene Ontology annotation, biological process: myelination. Lineage: Eukaryota; Metazoa; Chordata; Mammalia; Scandentia; Tupaiidae. The record is from RefSeq and is a predicted model, not a curated record. Gene Ontology annotation, molecular function: structural constituent of myelin sheath.